Molecule: messenger RNA, 1925 nt
Organism: Benincasa hispida (wax gourd)
Lineage: Eukaryota; Viridiplantae; Streptophyta; Magnoliopsida; Cucurbitales; Cucurbitaceae
Product: pectinesterase/pectinesterase inhibitor-like
Biological process (GO): cell wall modification
Molecular function (GO): enzyme inhibitor activity; pectinesterase activity
Source: RefSeq, a predicted model, not a curated record
ACCUCUACAAAAACCCAAUAAAAAAGAAUAUAUAUAUAUAUAUGUAUACAUAAAUCUUCCUGCUCAAAACCCAUUCUUUUGUUUUCCCAUCUCCAUGGUGGGAAGGCUUCUUCCAUUCGGGUUUUGAACACUCUCAACUAUAUUACCACAAAAUAGGAAGGAAAAAAAAAUAUAAAAUAAAAUGGUCGGGAAGGUGGUCGUGUCGGGUAUAUCCCUUAUUCUUGUAGUUGGUGUAGCUUUGGCUGUCGUGGCUAUGGUUACCAAGAACAAUAAUUCUGAUGUGGAUUUAUCGUCCCCAAAGAUGAAGGCUGUCUCAACCAUUUGUUCUACUACUGAUUACCAACAAGAAUGUCAAAAUACACUUACCAAUGUUGCUCAAAAUGCUUCUGUAGACGACCCCAAAGAAUAUGCUAAAGCCGCAGUUUUGGCCACUAUUCAGGAGAUUACAAAGGGUUACAACUUAACUGCUGACCUUAUGGUUGAGGCUGCUAAUAAUGCUUCCAUUAAAAUGAGUGUUGAUGAUUGCAAGGACUUAUUGCAAUCCGCUAUUGAUGAGUUGCAUGCCUCUUAUUCUACUGUUGGAGAUCCUGAUUUGCAUACCAAUGAAGAUCGUGUUGCUGAUAUCAAGAAUUGGCUAACUGCGGUCAUUUCUUAUCAGCAAUCUUGUCUUGAUGGACUUGAAGAAUUUGAUCCACAGCUUAAACAGAAGAUGCAAGAUGGUCUUGAUGUUGCUGGCAAGCUUACUAGUAAUGCUCUUGCUAUUGUUGGUGCAGUUUCUGAUAUUCUCAAAAACUUUGGCUUGCAAUUGAAGGUCCAACCAAGUGGUCGUAGGCUGCUUGAAACAACAGAAAUAGGGAGCGACGGUUUCCCAACAUGGAUGUCGGGAGCAGAUAGGAAGUUGCUUGCAUCAAGAGGAGGAGGCGCUCGAGUUAAGCCAAAUGCAGUGGUGGCCAAGGACGGUAGCGGACAGUACAAGAGCAUUGGUGCUGCAUUGGCUGCAUACCCAAAGGCCCUAAGAGGAAGAUAUGUAAUUUACGUGAAAGCAGGGAUCUAUGAUGAGUACAUUACUGUGACUAAAGACAUGAAGAACGUUUUCAUGUAUGGAGAUGGCCCAAGAAAAACCAUUGUCACUGGUCGUAAGAACAACCGUGAUGGCAUCACCACCCAAAACACCGCAUCUUUCUCUGCCAUAGGAGAAGGAUUUCUUUGCAAAUCCAUGGGAUUCCGUAACACAGCCGGCCCCGAAGGCCAUCAAGCCGUAGCCCUCAGAGUCCAAUCCGACAGAUCCGCCUUCUAUAACUGCAGAAUGGAUGGCUACCAAGACACUCUCUACGUGCAAACCCACCGUCAAUUCUACCGCAACUGCGUCAUAUCCGGUACCGUAGACUUCAUCUUUGGCGACUCAUCCACGAUAAUCCAAAACUCCUUAAUCAUUGUCCGUCGCCCAAUGGACAACCAAAAGAACACCGUCACAGCCAAUGGUCGUGCCGAUAAAAAAGAAAUCUCAGGCUUAGUGAUCCACAACUGCAGAAUUGUCCCAGAACAGAAGCUGUUCGCUGAGAGGUUCAAGAUUCCAACAUUCUUGGGACGCCCAUGGAAACAAUACGCGAGGACCGUGAUCAUGGAGACGACAUUGGGCGACUUCAUUCAGCCGGAUGGAUACAUGCCAUGGUCUGGAAAUUUUGCAUUGGAAACUUGUUCGUAUUUUGAGUAUGGAAACAGAGGACCUGGGGCUAACACCAAUAGAAGAGUAAGAUGGAAGGGUGUUAGAGUGAUUGGAAGAAAUGAAGCUUUGCAAUACACUGCUGGACCGUUUCUUAUGGGAAGAGCUUGGCUUCCAGCCACUGGUGGGCCUUACCUCUUGGGAUUGAAGCAUUGAAAAUAUGUAAUUUUAUUUUAUUUUAUUCAUUUUGGGGCAAUGGUUU